UGCAGGAAAACGAGGGACAGAGCUCCGGGGGUCCUCACAGAGCAGCCCCGACCCCCGCCCCGGGCGGAAGGGCGGCGGAAGGGCGGCCCCGGUGGAGCGGCGGGCGGGGGCAGGGGCGGGGAGGGGACGGCGGCCCCGCCGGCUCUGCCCCUUGGCCGGGGCUCGGCGGAGCGCAGCCGCCCCUCGCCGCGCCCCCUCCCCGGCAGCCGGAGCUCGGCAGAAGCCGGCGGGAGCCCGGCGGAGCCGCCGAGCCCGGAGCGCGCAGCGGAGCCCGGCGGGGAUGCGGGAGGCGGCGAGCGGCUGAGGAGGACCCGGCUCCGCGGGAGCCGGGCGGAGCACACACCCCCCGCUUCCCCUUCGCUUCCAGCCCCACUGGAUUUGGGAAUUUAAGAUCUAUCCGAGCGCCUUGGGAAUUAUUAUUAUUUUUUUUUAUUGUUCUUUUUUUUUUUUUCCCUCCUUAUUUUUAACAUUUUUUUUUUUUUUGGCACACGUGGAGGAGCGCGUGGAUUUCCUACCAUGAUCUUGGCAAACGCCUUCUGCAUCGUCCUCUUCGUAGAUGAAAUCCUGCGCUCGCUGGCCGGGCCCCCAUCGCCCCCGGGGCUGGCCCCACCGGGGUGGCGAGCGCCCGUGGACUGCGUGCGAGCCAACGAGCUGUGCGCGGGCGAGCCCAGCUGCAGCUCCCGCUACCGCACCCUGCGGCAGUGCCUGGCCGGGCGCGACAGGAACACCAUGCUCGCCAACAAGGAGUGCCAGGUGGCCCUGGAGGUGCUGCAGGAGAGCCCCCUGUACGACUGCCGCUGCAAGAGAGGCAUGAAAAAGGAGCUGCAGUGCCUUCAGAUCUACUGGAGCAUUCACAUGGGGCUGACCGAAGGAGAGGAAUUUUAUGAAGCCUCCCCUUACGAGCCGGUCACCUCUCGUCUCUCUGAUAUAUUCAGACUCGCUUCAAUUUUCUCAGGAAUGGACCCGGCCACCACCUCCAAGAGCAACCACUGCCUGGACGCGGCCAAGGCCUGCAACCUCAACGACAACUGCAAGCGCCUGCGCUCGGGCUACAUCUCCACGUGCAGCCGCGAGCUGUCGGCCACCGAGCCCUGCAGCCGCCGCAAGUGCCACAAGGCCCUGCGCCAGUUCUUCGACCGCGUGCCCGGCGAGUUCACCUUCCGCCUGCUCUUCUGCUCCUGCAAGGACCCGGCGUGCGCCGAGCGCCGCCGCCAGACCAUCGUCCCCUCCUGCUCCUACGAGGACAAGGAGAAACCCAACUGCUUGGAUCUGCGUGGAGCCUGCCGGGCGGAUCACCUGUGCAGAUCCCGCCUGGCCGAUUUCCACACCAACUGCCAGGCCACCUUCCAGUCCCUGACCAGCUGUCCUGGGGACAACUUCCAGGCGUGCCUGGGCUCCUACGCGGGGCUCAUCGGCUUUGACAUCACCCCCAACUACGUGGACGCCAGCACCACCAGCAUCACCAUCUCGCCCUGGUGCUCCUGCAAAGGCAGCGGGAAUAUGGAGGAGGAGUGUGAGAAAUUCCUGCGGGAUUUCACGGAAAAUCCGUGUCUCCGAAAUGCCAUCCAAGCUUUUGGGAAUGGGACUGACGUGAACCUGGCUCCCAAAAAUCCCAAUCCAGCCGUGACGGUGCCGCCGAAGGCGGAGAAGAGCCCGGUGCUGCCGGACGACGUCAACGACAGCAACACCGUGUACGACAUGAGCGUCAUCAGCACCUGCACCUCGCUCCAGGAACAAGGCCUGAAACCCAACAAAUCCAAGGAGCAGAACCUGUGCUACUCCGAGGCGCAGCUGACCACGGAUGUGAUGCCAGACCAGAAGACUUUCACGGAUCCCAAGGCGGGAAGCAGCCGGCACCGGGAGAGCCAGAUCCUGCUCCUCAUUCCCAUCCUGAUCCCGGCACUGGGGUUAUAG
Cinclus cinclus is the source of this 1914-nucleotide messenger RNA. RefSeq names its product GDNF family receptor alpha 2 (gene GFRA2). NCBI's taxonomy places the organism in Eukaryota, Metazoa, Chordata, Aves, Passeriformes, Cinclidae. Gene Ontology annotation, biological process: nervous system development. Gene Ontology annotation, cellular component: external side of plasma membrane; signaling receptor complex. Gene Ontology annotation, molecular function: signaling receptor activity. Bases 517 to 1914 code for a protein of 465 amino acids. The record is from RefSeq and is a predicted model, not a curated record. The transcript has 9 exons.